Messenger RNA from Cyprinodon tularosa, 1971 nucleotides. RefSeq names its product sedoheptulokinase (gene shpk). The transcript has 7 exons. The record is from RefSeq and is a predicted model, not a curated record. Bases 59 to 1471 code for a protein of 470 amino acids. Gene Ontology annotation, cellular component: cytosol. Gene Ontology annotation, biological process: carbohydrate metabolic process; cellular response to lipopolysaccharide. Gene Ontology annotation, molecular function: sedoheptulokinase activity. NCBI's taxonomy places the organism in Eukaryota, Metazoa, Chordata, Actinopteri, Cyprinodontiformes, Cyprinodontidae.
AGAAGAAAGUCGACCUUGCCUCCAGGAUGAUGUGCCAUGGUUAGUAGAGCCAGCAACCAUGCCUAAGUUCAUCCUGGGGAUAGAUGUGGGAACCACUUCGGUCAAAGCUGUGCUGCUGGCAGCGGACUCCAGGACUGUAGCCGUGGGUCACCCUGAACCCACAGCUGCCAAUCUCAGCGACGUUAGAGGAAUAAAGGUGAGCUCCUCUUGCUCUCUGUUUGGUAUCCAGGCUAAGGAGCAGGACCCCGGCCUGAUCAUAAACGCCCUGAACCGCUGUUUGGCUCAGCUGCCCAGAGACAAGCUGCAGCAUGUUAGCAGGGUCGCUCUCACCGGACAGAUGCACGGGGUUCUGUUCUGGACUGCUAAGGGUGGCUGCGAUUGGUCAGACCGGGACUUUUUCACACCCAGAGACACCAGCCAGCUGGUCACAUGGCAGGACGGACGCUGCAGCAGUGACUUCCUGUCCUCCCUCCCGAAGCCAGAGUCUCAUCUCGGGCUUUCAACAGGCUUCGGCUGUGCAACGAUCUUCUGGUACAUGAAACACAGCCCUGAAUUCCUGGAGAACUUCACAGUUGCUGGUACCAUCCAGGACUACGUGGUGUCCAUGUUGUGCACUUUGGACACAUGCAUGAUGACGCCUCAGAAUGCAGCCAGCUGGGGCUUCUUCAACACUGCAACCAAUCUUUGGAACGAGAACAUUCUGAAGGCUGCGGGCUUCCCUGUUCGUCUGCUUCCUCGCUGUGUGCCAUCUGGUGCCUUGGUGGGACAGACAUGCUCUGCCUGGCAUGGCGUUCCUGCAGGCACACCAGUAGGGGCCGCCCUGGGAGACUUCCAGUGCUCCGUCUACUCCUGCAUGAGUGCGCCAGCAGAUGCAGUUCUCAACAUCAGCACGUCAGCCCAGCUGACCUUCGCCAUGCCAGCUGACUUCAUACCUCCUGAUUCCCCUCAGCCUGAGUCAUCCAUCUCCUACUUCCCUUACUUUGACUCGUCAUACUUGUCUGUGGCAGCGUCGCUCAACGGAGGGAACGUCUUGGCCACUUUUGUGGACACAUUGACUGCCUGGAUGAAGGAACUUGGCGCAGAGCUGAGUGACUCAUGUAUGUAUGAGAAGCUGAUUGGCUGCGCUCUCAACCAGGAGACCAGUGACCUGACGGUGAGCCCCACCAUCCUGGGGGAAAGACACAACCCCCUCUGCCUCGGUCAGGUCUCCAACAUCUCUACCUCCAACCUCUCCCUGGGUCACGUGUUCAGAGCGCUGUGCCGUGGCAUCGUGAGCAACAUCGUCUCCAUGAUGCCUGUGGAGCGCCUGCAGCAGGCAGGGGUGGGGCGGAUCCUGGGGAGCGGGAGCGCCCUCACUCGCAACGAGGUGCUGAGGCAGGAGGUGGAGAGGGCGUUUCCUCUGGAGGUGGUUUACGGACAGAAUGCAGACUCCGCUGUCGGCGCAGCCAUGGUGCUUUCAGACCGGCUCUGAACAAUCUACUGGGAAACAAGCAUGUUUACAUAAUCAGCUGAGAUUUUUGCACAAUUCUGGACACUUUGGUGUAAUUUAAUGGUUUUAAUUGGAUAAAUUAACAGGACUGCUUAAAGCAGAUUUAAAUAUAACAUUUUGAUUUCUGGAGGAGAUUUUAAACUCUUAUAGAAACCUACGAGGACUUUAUUCCCUUUAAGCGGGGAUGUUGUGUAACGUAUCGAUUAAAGGUACAGUGCUUUGCUCCUCCUCUUCAAACUGUAUGCAGCCAAACAAAGACAAGAUAUGUAAAGUGUGUAAAUUUUAACCAUCUUACUCAUCCUCAUCUUCCGCUUUAUUGUGGACUGGGUCACAUGGGCAGUAGUCUAAGCAGAGACAUCCAGACGUCCCUCUCCCCAGACACCUUUUAAUGCUUUUGUAUUUUCACUAAUUUUGAAUGAGUUGCUACAGUUGGUUUGAUAUUUAGCCAGUUCAUCCAUCCAGAUGCUGCCUUUUAGGAGGCC